Messenger RNA from Sorex fumeus (smoky shrew), 603 nucleotides. RefSeq names its product C-type lectin domain family 4 member A-like. The coding region runs from base 1 to 603 and encodes 200 amino acids. The transcript is spliced from 5 exons. The record is from RefSeq and is a predicted model, not a curated record. Lineage: Eukaryota; Metazoa; Chordata; Mammalia; Eulipotyphla; Soricidae.
AUGACCACAGAGAUCACCUACGCUGAAGUGAGAUUCAAAAACGAAGCCCAGUCCUUGGACACCCCAUCACAGACUCCUGCAGCUCCCAAAGAGAAGACUAGCCCUCCCCAAAGUAACUCUGGUUACCUCAAACUACUCCUUGCCGCAUUGCUGAUUCUUCUGCUGCUGACAAUCUUAUUUUUAAUCACCUUUAUCGGUAAAUCCUGGAGCUGCUGCCCGAAGAACUGGAAGCCAUUUGGUUCAAAUUGCUACUUUUUUUCUUCUGACGCUAGAAAUUGGACUGACAGCAAGAAGAGAUGUUCAGGGAUGCAGGCGCAUCUGCUGGUGGUUGACAGCAAGGAGGAGCAGGACUUUAUUAACAAGAAUGUGAACAAGAAAAUUGCUUAUUAUUUGGGGCUGUCAGAUCUGAAGAAUGGUCACUGGGAAUGGGUUAAUGAGACACCAUACAAUCAAAGUGCCACGUUCUGGCAUCCAGGUGAACCUAGUAAUGGCAAUGAACAUUGUGUUAUGUUAAAUUUUCGUAACCAAAAAUGGGGCUGGAAUGAUAUCCCUUGUCACGACCCUCAGUAUUCAAUUUGUGAGAUGUUGAAGAUCUACUUAUGA